AUGAGGUGCGGUCCUGGACAACAGCCACCAAGCAAUCCUUGUGUCUCAUGUGGCAAAAAGUGAAAGUGCAGCUAAUGCUAAGCAUGUCUUUCCUUGUUGCUGUUUUUUGGUAUUGCAGAAGACUAUACAGCUUUUUAGCACAGAUACUGAAACGGUGGAGCAACUACCUUCAGAGAAAACUCAUAAGGAAUCUCAGUGUGCUGACAGAAGUUGAUCUACUUGUUUACAGCGCGAGAGAGUGGAAAGGAGAAACAAAGCAGGCCAAACACAUGAGGGAGGCAUAUGAAGAAUUGUUUUGGAGCUGUCAGAUCAAAUAUCUGCGACAAGUCAGGAGGGACAAUUAUUGUGUACUAAGAGCAGUGCUUUUUCAGAUAUUCAGCCAAGGCAUUCCUUUUCCAUCAUGGAUGAAGGAGAGAGAUAUAUUAAAGCUCCCUGAAAAGCUUUUGUAUUCUCAAGGUUGCAACUGGAUUCAGCAAUACAGUUUCGGGCCAGAAAGAUACACAGGUCCCAGUGUCUUUGGUAAAUUGCGCAAAUGUAUGGAGACAUUAAAGGCCAAUUGGACUGAAAUAAGUGCUACUAAAGAUCACGAAGAAAGAGGAAACAUGUGUAAUACACUCUUUUCUGAUGAGAGCAAGGAGCACAAACUGUAUGAGGCCAUAAAAUUCAUCAUGCUGUAUGAAGUUGUUGAAGCCUACGAGCAGAUAAAGAACAGGGAAGAACCUAUACACAACCUUUUUAGCCUUCUCCUUGCUCGUGAUUCUUCAUCUGACCCUUUGAGUUUCAUGAUGAAUCAUCUGAACUCCAUAGGUGACUCUAUUUGCCUAGACCAGGUUGAACUGUGUCUUCUUGGAUACUUACUUGAAGUAAAGAUAAGAGUUUACAGACUGCAUAGGUUUGAUACUGAGGAAUUUCAAGUAAACUAUCCAGAUGAAUACCGAAGGGAAUGGAAUGAGAUUUCUCUCCUGACAGAGGAUGACCACUACUAUCACAUCCCCCGUUUCAGAACCUGAAGGACCAGUGACUUCUCUUUUCUUUUGUAUAAUACAGUGAGUGACCAGUUCCAGUGAAUUAGAUUUCUAAUUGGCAGCAGUAAGAUUUUGAGAAUGCUUGUUAAUGAUUACAAAAUUAUUUAUGGGCUUAUUGUGUAAACAUUUUGCUUUCCCAUUACAGCU
Molecule: messenger RNA, 1172 nt
Organism: Phaethon lepturus (White-tailed tropicbird)
Lineage: Eukaryota; Metazoa; Chordata; Aves; Phaethontiformes; Phaethontidae
Gene: OTULINL
Product: family with sequence similarity 105, member A
Exons: 7
Coding region: 48-1010 (320 amino acids)
Biological process (GO): protein linear deubiquitination
Cellular component (GO): cytoplasm
Molecular function (GO): cysteine-type deubiquitinase activity
Source: RefSeq, a predicted model, not a curated record